AUGACGGCAAAGUUUUCAGUUCCAAUAUUGCUUUUCAUAACCAUUAACAUAGCUAAUGGUCAAGCUCAACCAACUCACUCAACCUUGGUGUUCUACCUACAAGAUGUCGGAAAAGGACCUAAGGCAACGGUUGCUACGGUUAUAGGCAUCAAUGGUAAGGUUUGGUCUUAUAACACAUUUGGAACAAUAUUUGUUGUUGAUGAUCCUGUUACAUUAAGUCCUAGUUCAUUUUCAACUCAAAUCGGAAAUGCUCAAGGUACAAUUACAGUAACUUCGCAAGAUGGCGCAAAUGUGAACAUUGUUUUGUCAAUUGUGUUCAACAAUGAGCAAUAUGCUGGUAGCACUUUGGAAAUUCAAAGUACAAGUCGCCAACGUGAUAAUUUAAGAGAGUUAGGUGUUGUUUCUGGAACAGGAAGGUUUCGAUUUGCAAGAGAAAUUGCUGUGCUUGAAACUAUAUCUUAUGAUCCUACAAGUAGUCAGUCUGUUAUUAGGUUGACUAUAACCUUGACAAUACCUUGAAAACUUAUGUAU
Messenger RNA from Vicia villosa (hairy vetch), 531 nucleotides. RefSeq names its product pterocarpan synthase 1-like. Bases 1 to 519 code for a protein of 172 amino acids. The record is from RefSeq and is a predicted model, not a curated record. The transcript has a single exon. Lineage: Eukaryota; Viridiplantae; Streptophyta; Magnoliopsida; Fabales; Fabaceae.